CUGGGACUCGGAACUCACUGCAAAGGGACAACGUUGUGGUCAGUUCAGAGUUAGCCUCAGACAAGAGAGCACGAAGUGACCUGAUAAUGCGACUUUCGAAAGCACUGAUAGACAUGGACAUGGCAGACUACAGCGAGGCUCUGGACCCUGCCUACACUACAUUGGAGUUCGAAAAUAUGCAAGUCCUGGCGAUGGGCAAUGACUCCUCACCUGCCGAAAGUGCGAACAUGAAUGCCUCCAGUCACCUGAGUGCAGGAGCUCUGUGUGCGAUAUGUGGGGACAGAGCCACGGGGAAGCACUAUGGAGCCUCUAGCUGUGACGGCUGCAAGGGCUUCUUCCGGAGGAGCGUCCGGAAAAACCACAUGUACUCCUGCAGGUUUAACAGGCAGUGUAUUGUGGAUAAAGACAAGCGAAACCAGUGCCGCUACUGUAGGUUGAAGAAAUGUUUUCGGGCAGGCAUGAAAAAAGAAGCUGUUCAGAACGAAAGAGACCGAAUCAGCACCAGAAGGUCGAGCUACGAGGACAGUAGCCUACCGUCCAUUACAGCCCUGAUCCAGGCAGAGGUGUUGUCAAGACAGAUUUCCUCUACAUUGCCAAUACUAAAUGGAGAUAUCCGAACAAAGAAAAUUGCCAGUAUCAUCGACGUGUGUGAGUCCAUGAAACAGCAGCUCCUGGUCUUGGUAGAAUGGGCCAAAUACAUUCCAGCAUUCUGUGAACUAGCACUAGACGACCAGGUGGCUUUACUACGGGCACAUGCUGGGGAGCACCUACUGCUUGGAGCAGCAAAGAGGUCUAUGAUGUACAAAGACAUUUUACUAUUAGGAAAUGACCACAUUAUUCCUCGUAACUGCCCGGAUUUAGAAGUGAACCGGGUUGCCGUGCGCAUCCUGGAUGAACUGGUGCUGCCAUUUCAGGAGCUGCAGAUGGACGAUAAUGAAUACGCAUGCUUGAAAGCGAUUGUUUUCUUCGACCCAGAUUCCAAGGGUCUGAGUGACCUCAGUAAAAUCAAGAGGAUGCGCUACCAGGUUCAGGUGAGCCUGGAAGACUACAUCAACGACAGGCAGUAUGAUUCGAGGGGCCGCUUCGGGGAGCUGCUCCUCCUCUUGCCCACCCUGCAGAGCAUCACCUGGCAGAUGAUCGAGCAGAUCCAGUUCGUCAAGCUCUUCGGGAUGGCCAAGAUAGACAACCUCCUGCAGGAGAUGCUUCUAGGGGGUUCUGCAAACGAAGCCCCUCACACACCCCACACUCUCCACCCCCACUUGGUCCAAGAACAUCUCAGCAAUAUUGUCCUAGUGUCCAACAACAUGCCUAAUCAGAUUCACAAUGGACAGAUCUCCACUCCCGAAACUCCACUUCCUUCCCCUCCUGCAGGCUCCAGCUCAGAGCAGUACAAAAUGGCACAGGGGGUGAUCACUACUGUAGCCAAGCAGCCAAUAUCUAUCCAACAACCCAUCGCAACCAAGCAAGAGGCGAUGUAAGAGCCACGGGGGUGGAGGCGAUGUAAUAGUCAUGGGGGUGGAGCUCGGAACCUCCAAGCAGAAUGUGAAAUGAUUUUGGAUUAUCUUUUUUUUUUUUUUAAGUACAGCCAAGAAAGCUGUAGAAAUAAUAAUUUAUGGUAUCUAAACCUAUUGUACAGAUGUUAGGAAAAACUAUAUAUAUAUUUAUCUGUUGUGACCACAAGAUGGUAAGCUUGGACACAGAAGUCUAACAGACCGUUAAGAAAAGUAACUCAGCCUUUAACUUGAAAGACCCCCUGGCACACAGUGCCUUCUUUUCAGUCCUGGUGGUGAGAAGCUCACAGAAUAAAUGUAGUUUAGUUAGCCGUUUAAAAUGGUUUGCCGUCUACUUUUUCUACAAUGAUAUAAUAAAACCCAACAUGAAAAAAGCCUUGGAACAUAAUCCAAACAGCAACUUUUCUUCAAAUCUGGAAAUGAAAAGGAACCUUAUUCACAAAUAUGUUUUUAAAUGAAGCUUUACAUACUGCACUGCAACCCUUGGCAGACCCGCAGCAGUGCAAGUCUGAAAGCUCCAUUCACAAAGACAUGUUCUAUUGAUAUCAUAUGACAUGUUUUAUUGAUAUCAUAUGACAUGUUUUAUUGAUAGCAUAUGACAUGUUUUCUGGUGGUGGCAAAGCAGAGCUUCAUUUUUAUCAGCAGUCCUCCUGUUUGUUUGUUUGUUUGUUUUUUUAUUGCAUUUUACUGAAAAUUCAUGUUGUUGGUGCUUCAAUUAUAUGAUCAAAUGAGUAAUUCUAACAUUAGAGAAACAAUGUUAAAUAGUUUCCUACAUUUCUUUUUUUCUCUGGCUUCCAUCUGAUAAGAAUAGGCACAGUACAAGAAUGCAUACAUACAUACAUACAUACAUACAUACAGUACACACCUACAUUCAUUGUAACACUUCUAAAUGCUAUUAUUUACAGUGUAAAAUACAUACAGUUUGUGUAGCAGAAUACUGGUGCAACUUUUUGUCAAUAUUCCUUUGUUAAAACCUUCAGAUGUAAACCAAGCUGUUACUUAAAAACUGUCGUUUCAUAUUCUGAAAUGGGGUUACAGCCUUUUAUUGUACCUGCUGUCUUGGAAAGUGAGGCUUCUUUAAUUUAUUAAGUGCUUAAUUUCCCAACCAAAUCAAUGUAUAAAUUAUAAUGACUGUUUCUAGUGAUGCAUCGAAAGCAUAAAGCAGUAGGCACGGGAAAUAAUUCAGGAGAUGUUCUUUUUUCCCCUUUGUAUUUAGAGUACUGUAGUUUCUGAAAAGUGUAUUAUAAAUGUUUUAUUAACAGAAAGUGCCUUAACAACCACGUGUAUACUGGAUACUGCCUUCAGGUUGCAAUAAUGGUGGUGUUCUAACUUCUUACUAUGUCAAAAAUUAAAUAAAUGCCAAAAGAUUUUUUACACAGA
Molecule: messenger RNA, 2891 nt
Organism: Acipenser ruthenus (sterlet)
Lineage: Eukaryota; Metazoa; Chordata; Actinopteri; Acipenseriformes; Acipenseridae
Product: hepatocyte nuclear factor 4-alpha
Exons: 10
Coding region: 87-1478 (463 amino acids)
Biological process (GO): positive regulation of transcription by RNA polymerase II; anatomical structure development; cell differentiation
Cellular component (GO): nucleus
Molecular function (GO): nuclear steroid receptor activity; RNA polymerase II cis-regulatory region sequence-specific DNA binding; nuclear receptor activity
Source: RefSeq, a predicted model, not a curated record